AAGAGUUGGAUGGGCUAAACACUCUUCUUGAUCCAUAUUUAUUUCUUAUUGCAGUGGUUUCCAGUAGUGGUGACGUGAUUAGUCAGCAAUAUUUCAUUUGCGCUCCCUUCAGUCCUGCUCACGGGGCCCCGCCCUCACUGAGUUGUUGUAACAGAACUGCAAGUUUAGAAAAUCUCUCCGAAAAUCCUGCCACAGUUUAUGAAGCUCAGCCCAGUUUCUUUUUGGGUUACGCUGGAGUCACUUAUUGGCUCGGGUCACAUAACCCCGUCUUGGUUGAGUUCAAAUGCUUCACUUCUUUUUGUACAUGUUACACGAAAUACAUGACAUUUAUACUUGUCCAAAUUUUAAUUUCCACCAAGAUCAGGCUGCAGCAUCUCAGCGUUUCACGCCACUCACUCCAGUUUCUAAGUAACUCAGUAAGAAAAGGAGCCUGUUUUGUUGUCUGAUGGCAGACCGGUGGAAAGUCAAAUUAUCAGUCAAUUCUUUCCUGAUAAAUUUAAUCUUUAUAACACUCGAUGUGUGUGUGUUAGCUGUGUGAUGACAUCCACACCACACGUCCCGUGACCACGAAAAUAAAUAGGCAGGUGUGAUGAAAUUGCAUUGGUGGGAAACAGUUAGGGUUUUGGGUUUAUUUCCUGUCAUUUCCUGAUUCAAGAGAGGACCGAACUGAAGCGAUGGCACUGUAGCCGUGACCUGAUCAGCUGUAGUGCGGCCUGUCGGGCUCUUUAUUCAUCACAAAAGAUCACAGAGCUCAAAAGAAGAUGGAUAUGAAAAAUGUAUCUAUCUAUUUAAAUCCCAAAAAAAACGUUAGAUAACACCACGCAGACUUUGUUAAAAUGUGGAAAACUUUUUCAAUUCUUAAUUUAACCUCAAAUGUAGAUUGUUGAUGUUAGAGAUCUCAGUUCAACAGUGAUCUCUAGCUUUCGGGAUGGGACCACUCUAUUAAAAUCAGGGGAAUUUGUGUUUUUGGGCAGAAACAGAAACAUAUUUCCAAAAAAAAUAGGACCAUGCCUUUUAAAAUUAUUUUAUUUUAAACUUUGCGUUUUUGUAGGAUAUAGUAUGAAAUGGACUUGUUGUCAGAAUACAGUAGGUCGUCCCCCUUUGACUCCUGAAGUAUUUGCAGCUGCAGAUUCUCACUCUAAUAGCAGUACUACACUAUGCCUUCAUUAAAACUAGACUAAAUUAUAAAUGCAUUUUUUAACAACAAGGGACAUGAUGAUUAUUCUCCCACUAAUCACGCCAUCCAUCUCAAAGGGCCAACAAUAGCAGGACUCAGUCAGAGCAGUAAUCUGUUCACGACAAGACAAGAGACGCAGUCAGUGUGUGGGCUCAGCUGGCACAAAGACAACACAAUGUAACGCAGUUUACCCGGAUACCAGCCAUAUAAGCAGGCCGGGAUCCUCUCACCUCACCGGAGAGUCCAUGUAUGGAGAAAGUGUGACCGGAAUUCCGAAUGAUGGAGCUUUUUUUUUUGUUCCUCUUUUACACGAGACCGAGGGCACGUGCUGAUGUGUGUGAUAAAUGUUCAAAUGAAAUCCCCAAAUUCAGAUUCAGCCGCGAGUUUUACGUGGAUUUAGUUAAACCCGAACACGUAAUUUUUAAUUGUUUCCACGUUUCGUCACUGCGAGCUCCACCAAUCCUAUUUCUGGAGUUCCCUGUUUUAAAACAAACAAACAAAAAAAAAAAACAACAACACAAGUCCAUAUUUGGCAAAUGACGUAACGGGACACCCAGAGAUCCCCUUUAUAACCUUACUGCACCAUCCAGGAGCUAUUUACAAGAGAUGAGAGGCGGAACAGACGCAGUGAGGGGAAAUGCUCCUAAUGUUCGAGUCCGCUGGGCAGAAAACUGGAGAAAGUGACUUGAACAUCUAAUUAGUUGAAAUCGCCUAAUCUCCACCUCAGAGAAAGAAUGACUGAAGUAGCUGAUGAAGUUUCCGUGUCUCUCAGCAGUAUUGUAGAUAGCAUUCCUAAAGAUGUGUACACAGCGGAGGGGGGGUUGUCUUCACAGACGUCGAUUGUUUUUAAAGAGGAGGCUGAAGAACAUGAAGGGAAACCUGAUGAGAAUGAAAGCGGUGAUCUUCUGUUCGAGGAGAAAAGCGCACCUGGUCUGCUUCUCCACGGCGACUUGGCGCAGUACGUGGCAGCAUUACGCACGAACCCCGUGGCGUUUACCGGCAAGUUCUCGGUGGACUCCAGAGGCGCAGGAGGACCGUGGACACCGGAGGACGUCAUCAACGUGGUCAGCGCUGACAUCGCCACCCCGGGACCUGUCACGGUGUCUGCAUCGCCUUCAACAUCACCCGAUAUUUACGCAGGAGGAGGAGACGCAGCGGACGCGGGGGACGGUACCAUGGCGCACGGUCAGCCGGACAUCGGUCACAUGUACGCGCCCCCUCACCCUCACCCUCACCCUUCCUACUCCUGCAGCGGGGAUAUGUACCAAGACCAGUCGGCAGGGGGGUACCUGGCGACGUCCACCUGUGCCGUGUCCUACCACCCGCCCCCGUCCUACAACUCUGUGCCCAAACCGACUGUAGACAGCGCCGCGCUGCUGUCCAUCAUGCCUGAGUACGGAGGCUUCUACCAGCAGAGCUGCCAGAGAGAUAUCCAGACGGCUUUCCCGGAGAGGAAAUCCCUCCCGUAUCCGCUAGACUCCCUCAGGGUGCCUCCGCCUCUCACGCCUCUCAACACCAUCAGGAACUUUACGCUCGGUGCUCCCUCGCCGGUCGCGGAGGGUCCGAUGGCCGCCGCUUUCCCCAGCCACCAGAACCUCCCUCUCAGACCGAUCUUGAGACCCAGGAAGUACCCGAACCGUCCGAGCAAGACGCCCGUCCACCAGAGACCGUACCCGUGCCCGGCGGAGAGCUGCGACCGCAGGUUCUCCCGGUCGGACGAGCUGAGCCGGCACCUGCGCAUCCACACCGGCCACAAACCCUUCCAGUGCCGCAUCUGCAUGCGGAACUUCAGCCGCAGCGACCACCUCACCACCCACAUCCGCACGCACACCGGGGAGAAACCCUUCUCCUGCGACCAGUGCGGGAGAAAGUUCGCCCGGAGUGACGAGAGGAGGAGGCACAUGAAGAUUCACCUCCGGCAGAAGGAGAAAAAGUCCUCCGCGUCCUAAUCCUCACCGCGCACGGCCCGAUGCUGCUGAAUGUAAACUUUCUUUAUUUGAACAUGAACUGGACCAGCUCCUGCCACAGCCCGCCUGCAGAGCCCAAACCUGAUCUUAGUUAGUUUAUAUCGCUCUCACAACACAUGAAAGAAUCUGUUUGGAAGCCAUAUCUUUAAAAAUCAGAACCAGAGUUCCCAAUGAUGUGUUUGGUCAUACCUUCAUUAUUGAUCACAUUAACUACAACAUCAUUCCUCUGUCAUCAGUCAGUGGUCCAGAUUACUAACGCAGAUGUAUAUGUAUAUAUGUACACAAACAAAGCUGGACAUUUUGGCAUUAAAUUAUAUGAAAUGUAAAGGUAGUUUGGCACUGAAUAUACUGUAAAGCCAAUAACAGUUGGUGUCAGUGUGCCAAUGCUCUUUAAAACACAAGAGUGUGUGCCACAAUGUGCCCAGCUGCUACAGCUUGCUUUAGUGCUCUGUGGCAAGGCAUUGUGUCUGCUGUCUAUGCUCCAUCUUCUCAGGGAUUCGAUCACAAUUCAGGCUGCAAAGACCAAAAUCCUGCAAGUCAGCGGAGUCUGAGCGAUGCAGGAGGGUUUACUGCUGCUGCACUGCCUCUAGCUGUGGGUGGUUUGGUUUCAAUUGCAGUUAAAUGCACAAAACCUGUUACUUUCAGAAACCUACAAUAAGCCACAGUGCUAUCAGACGGGACUUUUGGAUCCUCACUUAACUUUUGUGCACCAGUUUUCCCCCCCAAACACACAGAGAGAUACAAUUUCAUUUGAGCAACCUAUUCCCAAAAUCUAAAUCAGUAUAGUUUCACUUGAAAACUAAAAUAAUGGCACAAGAUGGUUGGCUGGUUGGUUUUGUAGUGAGAAAAAUAUAAUUUGAUUCAUCCCAUCUCUGAUCAUCAGUCUAAAGUCUAAUUUAAAUACAUCAUCGAUGUUCGACACCAUUACCUAGCUGAAAAUCUGUUAAAGUUAAAAGACGUCUUGCAGGGUUUACACGAGACAGAGACACACAGUCAGUAUUUUGUAUUGUUGUGAUGAAACAGGCUAAAUGUCACUAAUGAUGCUUUUCUGUGCAAAUGGCUGUUUUUACACUGUAGGCACUAAAACACGUCACCCUGCAACAUUUUGAAAGGUUGAAAUAAACAUAAAAACAGGCGCCAAACAGUAAUUACAUUCACCACAAUGUAAAAAACGCAUGUCGGAGUAAUUAAAGAAGGGAGCGGUAUCAAUUUGAUACCCGUGUGAUGUCAGAGCACACCCAAGAGAUACUGUGACAUCACAAAUCGGGGCGGGGCUAAGGUGGGGAACUGAACAUUUUAUUGGCUAGAUGCAGCAAAAUGAAGCUUUUUUUAACCUGGUUUUUGUAUCGUAUUAGAAAUGUUGAAAUGAUUAAUAUGUUUCAUUUAUGCACCUGAUGAAGAGCUGAUGUUGGUUUACUCAUUAUCACCUGCAGCACCUGUGACUUGGCUGGGAUGUUAUGAGAUUGCUUUCAGGUGUGUGCACCUACCUGAUACUUGUAAAGAUCCAACCAGCAUUUCUACCUGAUGAAUGUGAGCUAAAGAGAGAACGAGUCACUGGACAAAUAAAAGUUCUGUUUUUGUGUUUUAUAAUUUUUAUGCAAACGAGUCGAGCACUAAAGCUUUUAUUCUGCUGGACUGAUGCUUCCUGUCGAUGCAAAUAAAUGUUGACUUGUC
Siniperca chuatsi (mandarin fish) is the source of this 4818-nucleotide messenger RNA. RefSeq names its product early growth response protein 2b-like. Lineage: Eukaryota; Metazoa; Chordata; Actinopteri; Centrarchiformes; Sinipercidae. Bases 1912 to 3126 code for a protein of 404 amino acids. Gene Ontology annotation, biological process: regulation of transcription by RNA polymerase II. The record is from RefSeq and is a predicted model, not a curated record. The transcript has 2 exons. Gene Ontology annotation, molecular function: DNA-binding transcription factor activity, RNA polymerase II-specific; RNA polymerase II cis-regulatory region sequence-specific DNA binding.